Messenger RNA from Cordyceps militaris CM01, 456 nucleotides. Its product is annotated as BYS1 domain-containing protein. Lineage: Eukaryota; Fungi; Ascomycota; Sordariomycetes; Hypocreales; Cordycipitaceae. The record is from RefSeq and is a predicted model, not a curated record. The coding region runs from base 1 to 456 and encodes 151 amino acids. The transcript has a single exon.
AUGUUCAAGCAGCUCACCAUCCUCGCCAUCGCGGCCGGCAUCGUCUCCGCCGAGGGCUUCGCCAAAGUCGUCAACAAGUGCGACUUUGAGGUGACGCUGUGGUCCGUCGGAAAGGACGUGUCGGGCGGCCACACGCUGCAGCACGGCGAGUCGUACGCCGAGGCCUUUGCCGUCGACCCCAAGACGGGCGGCCGCACCCUCAAAAUCACCCGCGAGCGCGACGGCCUCUGGACCAGCAAGCCCCAGACCAACUUCGCCUACAGCCUCACCCAGCCCAGCAUCUGGUACGACCUCAGCGACGUCUUUGGCGACCCCUUUGCCGGCCACAAGCUGCGUCUGGCCAGCGACGACGGCGCCUGCACCGCCGUGCAGUGGGACGACGGCGUGCCGCCCGGCGGCAUCCACACGCACGUCUGCCACUCGGACGUCUCUGUCGUCCUCACUCUGUGCGCUUAG